Molecule: messenger RNA, 207 nt
Organism: Cladocopium goreaui
Lineage: Eukaryota; Dinophyceae; Suessiales; Symbiodiniaceae
Source: the annotation of a GenBank genome assembly
GUCUUCCAGGCCCUUGCAGAGGAGACCAGUUGUGUUGGCGAGGGCUGCCUCAGCAUGUUGCAGCAGCAAGUGGUGGCCAAUCUUGAGUCGGAGGAGGCUGUUAGCAUGUUCCGGGCGGCACUGGAUGAGGGAGAUGACGUGGACAAGGACGCCUGGGGCGGUCAGAGUUCCACCUAUGGCCACUACGGAGACUUGGCAUCCGAAUGA